AUGAGUUCCAACAGUGGUAGAACCAUCAAGCUGCCUCUCGUACCACUGGCCAAAGGCACGGUACUUUUGCCUGGCGUCACUCUCCGUAUACCUGUCUCCAACCGCCCAGAUUUGACAAACUUGCUAUCGUCCUUGGUGGAUAAACCCUCCAAACGCGACAAUACUACAAUCACAUUCGGUUGCAUUCCAUUCAACUCGCCUUUCCUCAGCCGCGAUGGCUUGCAGCUUAUUGAGGGUGACGAAUCAGAUGAGACACAGAAAGAAGAAUAUGAUGCGAUCGAUGCAGGUCAAGCCCGUAAAGAGGAUCUGUUCCGAUAUGGCACCGUAGGCAAGGUGAUUGGUGUCCAGCGCCGUGCCUAUUCAGAGCCAUUCCUUCUGGUACAGGGCUCGCAACGAUUCACUGUUAAGAGAUUCCUGCGUGACCGACCAUAUUUUGAAGGAGAUGUGACUCUUCAUGAUGAGAACACUUCAUCCAUUCAUGGCGACUCAGAAGCCGCUGAGCUAUUCCAGCAACUCAGACAGCUCUCUCGUGAGCUUCUGACCUUGCUGCGUCUUUCCUCUUUGCUGUCAGCCGCCUCUACACGUCUGUCGCCGCUUGUGGCGCGCAAGUUUGAGCUUUACAUCUCUCAGACUGAGUUAGGACAGGCGGGAAAGCUCGCAGAUUUUAUGGCUGAUGUCUCUGACGCUAGCUUUGAGGAGAAGUUGCGCAUACUGUCAUCCUUUGAUGUGAAGGCCCGUCUGCAAAGAGUAGUUGAUAUAUUGACUCGCCAAGCCCAGCACAUUAAGAGUAGUGUCAAAGUCACCUCCAUUACCACAACCUCAUUCCCGUCGAGCUCAAUUACCGAUAAUGAAACUCGUGAACGAGAUCUACUGGCUCGCCGAGCCAUAGCGGGUCUUGCGGGUCUCACGCCCCGGGACCAGCUGGGGCGCGAACCAAACGAGGUCGACGAGCUAAAUCAGAAGCUCCGCGAUGCCGGUCUCACUCCGGAAGCGCAAAAGAUCGCUGAUAAAGAGAUAAAGCGUUUGCGCAAGAUGAACCCAGCUAACGCAGAGUAUGGCGUUUGCCGUACGUAUCUGGAGAACCUGGCGGAUAUCCCAUGGAGUAAAGUGACUGAGGACCAGCUUGGUCCUGAGACUUUGAAGCGAGCCCGCCAGCAACUGGAUGGCGACCAUUAUGGUCUGGAGCGAAUUAAGAAGCGACUGCUGGAGUAUCUGGCUGUGCUGCGGUUGAAGCAGUCUACCAAUAGAGAUAUGGACCACGAGAUCACGGGUCUUACUAAAGAUCUUGAUGCAGCUUCAUCUGGCGAUCUCGAGAAGGAGGUUCCCUUACUUUCCGAGAGUGAUCGUGUUGCUCUGGAAUCUCGCCUGGAGAUGUUGAAGUCGAAGCGCAUGACUGACAAGUCGCCAAUUCUGCUUCUUGUGGGACCUCCUGGAACCGGUAAGACCAGCUUGGCUCGUUCUGUUGCCACCUCCCUUGGCCGCAAAUUCCACCGAAUUUCUCUUGGUGGUGUUCGCGAUGAGGCUGAAAUCCGUGGUCACCGACGUACUUAUGUUGCGGCCAUGCCUGGUCUGAUCGUCAACGGACUGAAGAAGGUUGGCGUAGCCAAUCCGGUAUUCCUCUUGGAUGAGAUUGACAAGGUUGGAGGUGCAAACUUCCAGGGAGACCCCUCGGCGGCGAUGCUUGAAGUCUUGGACCCCGAGCAAAACCAUACAUUCACCGAUCAUUACAUCAAUAUUCCUAUUGAUCUCAGCAAGAUUCUCUUUAUUGCAACUGCCAACUCACUGGAUACCAUUCCUGCACCCCUGCUUGACCGUAUGGAGACCAUCUCGCUCUCUGGAUACACCACUGUUGAAAAGAGGCACAUUGCCAAGCGCCACUUGAUUCCAAAGCAGAUCCGGUCCAAUGGCUUGGCUGAUGGCCAGGUCGACUUGUCUGACGAAGUUAUCGACAAAACCAUCACCUCGUACACGCGCGAGUCUGGAGUCCGUAACCUGGAGCGCGAGCUUGGUUCCAUCUGUCGCCACAAGGCUGUCCAGUUCGCCGAUGCCGGUGACGCCGAUCGCCUGAACGAAUACAAUCCCGUUGUAAAUGUCGAGGAUCUUGAAGAUAUUCUGGGAAUCGAGCGCUUUGAGGAAGAAAUUGCCGAAAAGCAUGGUCGUCCCGGUGUUGUGACUGGUCUCGUUGCGUACUCGACUGGCGGCCAGGGAAGCAUUCUGUUUAUUGAGGUAGCUGACAUGCCUGGCAACGGUCGUGUUCAACUCACUGGUAAACUCGGAGAUGUGCUCAAAGAGUCUGUCGAGGUUGCCCUGACAUGGGUGAAGGCCCACUCAUUUGAGUUGGGACUGACCCAUGAUCCUAAUGAAGAUGUCAUGAAGAGCCGUAGUCUGCACGUCCAUUGUCCGUCCGGUGCUAUUCCUAAGGAUGGACCUUCUGCCGGCCUCGCUCACACCGUGGCCCUUAUUUCCCUCUUUACCCACAAAGCUGUUCCUCCUCAGAUCGCCAUGACGGGUGAGAUCUCGCUGCGUGGACGUGUCAUGCCCGUUGGAGGCAUCAAAGAGAAACUUAUUGGUGCUUUGCGCGCGGGUGUUAAGACCGUAUUGCUUCCUCAAUCCAACCGCAAGGAUGUUAAGGAUGUUCCCCAGGAGGUCAGCAAUGGUCUGGAAAUUAUCUAUGUUCAACACAUCUGGGAGGCUCUCCGACAUAUCUGGCCAGAUGCCCACUGGCCCAGCCAACAGCACAUGAACCUGAUUGAAAGUCGUCUGUGA
Molecule: messenger RNA, 2766 nt
Organism: Penicillium malachiteum
Lineage: Eukaryota; Fungi; Ascomycota; Eurotiomycetes; Eurotiales; Aspergillaceae
Product: putative LON domain serine protease
Exons: 4
Coding region: 1-2766 (921 amino acids)
Biological process (GO): protein targeting to peroxisome; protein catabolic process; protein quality control for misfolded or incompletely synthesized proteins
Cellular component (GO): peroxisomal matrix
Molecular function (GO): ATP-dependent peptidase activity; serine-type endopeptidase activity; ATP binding
Source: RefSeq, a predicted model, not a curated record